GGGAGGGUUACUAACUAUAAUUCUUACUAACAACUUGCACGUGUAUAUCGCUAACGUGGCUACAAAGGUGUAGCGGUUGAUACUGUUGCCGGCUUGUAGCAUUCCGUGCCAUCCUUAAUGUGGGGAAUGAUAUAUUAAGAAGUCAUGGAGUCCUUGUGCUCUCGCUUGCGAGGUCUCGCACAGGAUUGUAUUGACAAGCACCUGACUACCUCGGCGAUCUUUUAUGCUGACAAGCUUGUAACAUUUAGCAAUGGCUCUCCCGGAGAUGUAUAUUUGCUGGCGCAGGCAUACUUUGCGGCGCGGCAAUAUCAUCGCGCCUUGUCGCUGCUGCGCACGGCUGGUGUUGUGGAGCUUGGAGCGGAGUUCACCUACCUAGCCGGCUGCUGCCUGGCCGAGGCCGGCGAAUGGGAGGAAGUCAUAGCGCUGCUCGGAGACGAUGAGACGGGGCAAGAGCCCCAUGCGUACGAGGACACGGUUGUGGAGCCGCCUGGCGGCGGCGAGGGCGUGCGGGUGCAGGCGGGCAUGUGCUGCCUGCGCGGGCGCGCAUUUGACGCGCUGGAGAACCGCGGCCGGGCGGCCGUUUGGUACCAGGCAGCGCUGCAGAUGGACCCCUACUGCUACGACGCCUUCGCCGCGCUGGUCGACGGCCACCUGCUGAGCAACGAGGCGGAGGUGGCGCUGGUGGAGGGUCUGCGGGGCGGGCUGGCGGAGGGGGACAGGUGGCUGGGGCUGCUGCUGAGGGCCCGCUGCAAAAAGUACCUGGAUCCAGAGGCCAUAGAAGCAGCCCUGCGGGAAUUGGAGGCGCCCGCGCCGCCGCAGGAAGCGACGACGGCAGAAGCCGACACGGCAGCAGCAGCGGCGGCGGCGGCAGGGUUAGAUCACCCGCCUUACAUGCCGUACACUUCUGACGCAGGCGGCGGCGCCUCAGGCUCGGGUUCCCUGGCGGCGUCGCCGAUACCCUACAUGACGCCGCCGCGUGCGGCCUCGAAGAGCGCCGCUGGCGGAGGCGGUGGCGGCGCCGGGGGCGGUGCUGGCAGCAACACAGCGACGCCGGUUGUGGUGGGG
Astrephomene gubernaculifera is the source of this 1065-nucleotide messenger RNA. NCBI's taxonomy places the organism in Eukaryota, Viridiplantae, Chlorophyta, Chlorophyceae, Chlamydomonadales, Astrephomenaceae. The record is from the annotation of a GenBank genome assembly.